Messenger RNA from Hyalella azteca, 1742 nucleotides. Its product is annotated as protein Star. The coding region runs from base 13 to 972 and encodes 319 amino acids. The transcript has 5 exons. Lineage: Eukaryota; Metazoa; Arthropoda; Malacostraca; Amphipoda; Hyalellidae. The record is from RefSeq and is a predicted model, not a curated record.
GGCACCACAAUCAUGCGGGUUGCCACGCUGAAUUGGGCACGGAAUUCUUGCGCAGUAAAGUGCUUAUUGUUUUUGCUUAUCGGAUUGUUUUCAUUGAUCAGCUUUUACAAGUCUGUGCAGCACUUUCAACUGAUCAACUUCGAGACAUGGCCACAUGGGGAUGAGGAUUUCGUGGGUCUGGACGCGGAUGAUCCGAGAUUGAUCGAUUACAUCCGCCAACACGUCAUCGUGCCUCCUUCUACCGAACCCUACAAUUUGUAUUAUGGGAUCAACCAUAACCCUUCAGACGGCCAGGCGAAAGUUGUCGACGAACUAUUUAACCAUAAGCGGAAUGGCUUUUACGUCGAGAGUGGAGGUUACACGGGUGAAGUGCUGAGCAACACUUUAUUUUUUGAAAUAAAACGAAAUUGGACCGGUAUCCUGAUUGAACCGAACCCGAGGAACUUUGAAAAGUUAUUGUCUAGGAAGAGAAAAGUGCACUCAGCUAAAGCGUGCAUCGGAGAAACCAAAUCAGCUGACAAGGUUGUAUUUUAUAACCAAAAAUAUAUUGGCAAGAUAUUCAAUCCUCAAGAUCCAAAAUACCCAGGAGAGUCAUUGGACCUGAGCAACGCAAAAUGUUUCCCGCUGUACUCGUUCCUUCUCGCACUCGGCACCACCACCGUCGACUACUUCAGCCUCGACGUCGAGAGUUCCGAGUACAAGGUCCUGCAGUCUAUUCCUUGGGACAAAAUUGAUAUUAAGACGUUAUCCGUGGAGUACAACCUCAUCCCAGAAGGAAUGCCUGCACUGAUUGACUUCAUGAAGUCUAAAGGUUACAUCUACUACAUGAAAUUCAUCCGGCCUUAUACACACGACCUUAUUUUCGUCAAACCGGAAGUGUUGGAUCAUACAAGAGUCCAAUACGGAGAACUGCCUAUUCUGGAUGUUAAUAACACCAUCAGUUGGAUGACUCGUUCGAAUUUUGAGUCAUGAAGAGAUAGUAGCAAGAAAUAUUUUCAACCAAGGAAUGGAGGCAAGACAACUUACAGUCGCUUCUUGAUUAGCAAUUACGCUUGCAUGGUUCAUGAUGAAUAUCAGAAAUUUUAUCAGGUCAUGUAGGAAGAAUCAUUUUAGCAGUAACAAUCGUUGAUUAGUAAGUUUUAAGUGACAUUUCGUAUAUAUUAACUUGAAAAUUUAAAUGUUAACUAGUAAAUUUAAAAAUUAAUUGGAAAGACUUUGAAAAUUAAGUGAAAUUAACGAUUCGAUCAAAAGAUCAACUUGUGGAAUAAACUUCAAAUAAUCGGCUUCAUAGAUGAUAGGGCGUGAAAAAAGCCCGUGCAGCUCAUCUGACUACACAGGUUUGCUUUUUUUUUUGCAAUACAGUUAGUAUAUAGAGCACUGAGAAUUGGUAACUAAUCCACAACAUUAUACUGUAUUUGACAUUACAAGGUUUAAACUUACAAUUGAAGCUUUCAAGUCGAAUAUGUCGCUACCGUUUCAAAACAGUUUCCAGGCGGCCGAUGAUCGAAAGGCAAGCGGUCGGCUGGAGCUGAUAAGUUUUUGGUCCGCAGCUAAAAUAUCAACGCAAUGACAACCAGCCAACGCAGAAUAUAGCAUCGCAACCGAUUGAUGCGAUAUCUUCUUUCUAAAAAAAUAUGUAAUCGGCUUCCGUUAAACGUAUGGCUUGACACAGCAGGGGUUGAGGCUACUUGAUAACAUCUUAUUCCAUCCCUUAGUGCUCUGAUACAAGGUGUAGUCUGAAU